This is a messenger RNA of Leptopilina boulardi, 5186 nucleotides long. RefSeq names its product AP-2 complex subunit alpha (gene AP-2alpha). NCBI's taxonomy places the organism in Eukaryota, Metazoa, Arthropoda, Insecta, Hymenoptera, Figitidae. Gene Ontology annotation, cellular component: membrane coat; AP-2 adaptor complex. The coding region runs from base 182 to 3031 and encodes 949 amino acids. Gene Ontology annotation, biological process: clathrin-dependent endocytosis; intracellular protein transport. Gene Ontology annotation, molecular function: clathrin-cargo adaptor activity. The transcript is spliced from 13 exons. The record is from RefSeq and is a predicted model, not a curated record.
UCCUGCGCAAAUAUGGCCACUCAGGGCAGCUGUCUGUGGUAAAGUCAGCGGUUGCAAAUGGCGACAUACAGAAAGUUCGUGAUACUGUAAUUAAUUUCUAUAAUAAGUGCAAUCGGUGAAACAAAUUGUGCGCGAAAUACGUUCUUUAUUACAUUGGUGGUUUUAAGCAACGAAAGACAAGAUGCCGGCGGUACGAGGCGAUGGCAUGCGCGGACUUGCAGUUUUCAUAUCAGACAUCAGAAAUUGUAAAAGCAAGGAAGCUGAAAUUAAAAGGAUAAAUAAAGAAUUGGCGAAUAUUCGUGGAAAAUUUAAAGGAGAUAAAACACUUGAUGGAUAUCAAAAGAAGAAAUAUGUUUGUAAACUUCUUUUUAUUUUCCUCUUGGGACAUGACAUCGAUUUUGGUCACAUGGAAGCUGUCAAUCUUCUUUCAUCGAAUAAAUACUCAGAGAAACAAAUUGGCUAUCUAUUCAUAUCAGUUUUAGUGAACACAAAUAGUGAUCUCAUCAAAUUAAUAAUUCAGAGUAUUAAAAAUGAUUUGGCAUCUCGAAAUCCAAUUCAUGUGAAUCUUGCAUUACAAUGUAUUGCCAAUAUUGGAAGUAAAGAUAUGGCGGAGGCUUUUGGAAAUGAAAUUCCCAAAUUGCUGGUAUCAGGCGACACGAUGGACGUGGUGAAACAAAGUGCAGCCCUGUGCCUUUUACGUUUAUUGAGAACUGCUCCGGACGUUGUUCCUGGUGGAGAAUGGACGUCGCGUAUUGUUCAUUUACUUAAUGAUCAACAUCUCGGCGUUGUUACUGCUGCAGCGUCGCUUAUCGAUGCUCUUGUCAAAAGAAAUCCAGACGAAUACAAAGGAUGCGUCAGUCUUGCCGUUUCUAGACUCAGUCGAAUCGUAACAUCGAGUUACACGGAUCUGCAGGAUUACACCUAUUAUUUUGUGCCUGCGCCUUGGCUAUCCGUAAAACUGUUGCGAUUGCUUCAGAAUUACACUCCGCCAGGUAAAUUCCUGACGUACACGGAAAAAAACGCUGAAGAUCCAGGUGUACGAGGUCGUUUAAAUGAAUGUCUUGAGACAAUUUUAAAUAAAGCACAAGAGCCACCAAAGUCAAAGAAGGUUCAACAUGCAAAUGCAAAGAAUGCUGUUUUAUUUGAGGCAAUUAGUUUAAUAAUUCAUAAUGAUAGUGAACCACAUUUAUUGGUACGCGCUUGCAAUCAACUUGGUCAGUUUUUAUCGAAUCGUGAGACAAAUCUUCGUUAUUUAGCACUAGAAUCAAUGUGUCAUCUUGCAACAUCGGAAUUAUCACAUGAGGCAGUUAAAAAACAUCAAGAAGUUGUUAUUCUAUCAAUGAAAAUGGAAAAAGAUGUUUCAGUACGACAACAAGCUGUUGAUUUACUUUAUGCAAUGUGCGAUAAAAGUAAUGCCGAGGAAAUUGUUCAGGAGAUGUUGAAUUAUUUGGAAACGGCUGAUUAUUCAAUACGCGAAGAAAUGGUAUUGAAAGUUGCAAUUCUUGCUGAAAAAUAUGCAACCGAUUAUACAUGGUAUGUGGAUGUUAUUUUGAAUCUCAUUAGGAUAGCUGGUGAUUAUGUAUCGGAGGAAGUUUGGUAUCGUGUUAUUCAAAUUGUUAUUAAUCGAGACGAUGUACAAGGAUAUGCUGCUAAAACUGUCUUUGAGGCAUUGCAAGCGCCUGCAUGUCAUGAGAAUAUGGUAAAAGUCGGAGGUUACAUUCUCGGGGAAUUUGGAAAUUUAAUAGCGGGAGAUCAGCGUUCUUCUCCAUUGGUGCAAUUCCAACUCUUACAUUCCAAAUAUCAUUUGUGUUCUCCAAUGACACGUGCUCUUCUUCUAUCGACUUACAUUAAAUUUAUAAAUCUCUUUCCUGAAAUUCGUACACAAAUUCAAGAUGUCUUUCGACAAGACAGUAAUUUACGAAGUGCCGAUGCUGAAUUACAACAAAGAACAUCGGAAUAUUUACAAUUAAGUAUCAUUGCAUCGACCGAUGUAUUGGCAACAGUUUUAGAAGAAAUGCCAGCAUUCCCCGAAAGGGAAUCAUCAAUACUUGCUGUAUUAAAAAAGAAAAAACCAGGACGCGUACCUGAGAAUGAAAUUCGCGAGAGCAAAAGUCCAGCUCCAAAUACAAAUCAUCAUACCGAAGCGAGUUCAAUUGCAACGGUGGCUGCUAUUAAUAAUUCAUCUGCCGAUCUUUUGGGAUUAUCAACACCGCCUUCAUCACAACCAACGAGUAACACUGGCGUUCUUUUAGAUGUUUUGGGAGAUAUUUAUAAUAUGCCAAAUAAAGUUGGCGCCACAAAUGGAACACAAAGCACAUAUAAUCCAAAAAAAUUCGUGUGUAAAAAUAAUGGCGUACUCUUUGAAAAUGAUUUAAUUCAAAUAGGAGUAAAAUCGGAAUUCCGACAAAAUCUUGGACGUAUUGGUUUAUUCUACGGUAAUAAAACACAACUUCCAUUAACUAAUUUUCAACCGGAAAUUUCUUGGUCCGAUGAAAAUCAAGUGAAACUAUCGGUACAAGUAAAAUCAGUGGAUCCAGUUUUAGAAGCGGGAGCGCAAAUUCAACAAAUGGUGAACGCCGAAUGUAUCGAUGACUAUGAUGAUUCACCGAGUAUGGUUAUUACAUUUAUGUACAAUAACAUUAAUCAAAAAAUUACAAUGAAAUUGCCAUUAACGAUCAAUAAAUUCUUUGAACCAACUGAAAUGAAUGGUGAAUCAUUUUUUGCCAGAUGGAAGAAUCUUGGAGGAGCCAAUCAGCAACGUUCACAGAAAAUAUUUAAAGCCCAACAACCAAUGGAUUUACAGCAAGUUCGCACAAAACUUCAAGGUUUUGGAAUGCAACUGUUGGAUGGAAUCGAUCCAAAUCCUGAUAAUUUUGUUUGUGCUGGAAUUGUGCACAUGAGAGCGCAACAAGUUGGUUGUUUAUUGAGAUUGGAACCGAAUAAACAAGCACAGAUGUUCCGAUUAACUGUGCGCUCGAGUAAGGAAUCAAUGUCUAUUGAAGUUUGUGACCUGCUCGUGGACCAAUUUUAAAAAGGGGCCUAUAGCAGAGACGCCUGUGUUGAUUUUUGGAGAAAAAAAAAAAUUUUUUUUUUUUAUUUAAAAAAAAAACCGCAUUACUCGUUGCGCGUGGUGUUUUGUCUAUCGAAUGUCGAUGACAAAUGAAUCUCGUUUCUUUGACGAGAGGUGAUGAUGAUGAUGAUCAAAGAAUGUUUCUUGUCAGCUUGAGAAGCACAACUAUAGUCCCCUCCAGUUUCUUUCACUUGUCAUCGUGUGAGCUUCGUUAUUAACAGCGAAUAUCACUCUCAUUUAAAAAAAAAAAAUUGGAAUUUUAAAUUCAUUUUGAAAAUAGCAUAUUGUGGCAAAAAAAAGUAAUAUAUUUAUAUAAAAAAAAAAAAAUAAUAAGGAAAAGGAAAAAAGACAGAUCGAUGGGACAGUAUUAGUCUUGAGAGUGAAAACGGUAACGAGAGAUUUUAUUUAAGCUGUUAAAAAAGACCUAAAGAUGUCAUGAGGUAAGAAUCUGCUCUUAAUUUUUUUUUUUUUUUUUUUUUCUUUCUUUUCCAAGUAACCACGUAGACUGAAGCAAAACUGCCGAAAGUCUCAUUUAUUUGCUUCCCUUGAAAAAUUUCUUCAUUUUUAGUUUUUAAGGUCCGAGGAUUCAAAUUUUCUUCCUCAAAAAAAAAAUCUAUUUAAUAGAUUAAAUUUAAAUUUUCUUUUUUAGAAAUUUUAUUUUACAAACUUAUUUUUUGGAUAUAAUUUAAAUUCAAAAUUAUUUUCCUUUAAAAAAUUUGAAAAUUCUUCAUUUGAAUCCUCGUUUUUUACAAGUUUGAUACUCAUUGUUUUUUUUUUAAAUCACUACUCCUUCCUAUUAAUUAAAAAAAAAGAAAGCAUUGAUCCGUGCGGAUUUUUGUAGUCGUUGAGAUUAGUUCGCCAUAGAAAAAAUACCUUUACGUUUUGACGAAGCUCAAAGUAUAAAAUAAAAAGUACGAUAUUAAUUUGUAAUCUAGUUUCCAAAUAUAAAUCACUAAGUUUCCGCUUGACUUUAAGGGGGGAAAGGAUGAAAAAAGAAAAAAAAAAUCCAUGACUGGUUUUAACCUUUAAGUGCUUAAGAAACUGCGAGGUACGACGUCAUUAUUAUCAACGAGUCGUUAAUAAAUUAUAAAUAAAUUAUAAUCGUAAUUAGGAAUGUAAAUGAUAGGUCUAUUAUAAUAGUUCUCUUUUUCUCUCUCUCUCUCUCUAAUCAACUUGGGUGUAUAUUUUCCCUGUUUCAAAUUACAAUUAGAGAUAUUUUUCUGUUUUAGCUUUUUUUUUAAAAAAAAAAAAACGGUCACAAAAUUAUUCGAUUUUAAUUGUAAAUAUGUAUUUUAAGAAUUUCUUUUCUGUUUGCAAAUCAGGUAUUUAAGUAGUCAAAUUUUUUUUCUAUUUUUUUUUUAAUGGUUGUACAUUUAUGUCGAUGUAAAGUUAAAGUUUCUGUAUUUUUUUAAUUUCUAUUAAUCUAAGUGUAGGCUGUGAUCGAGAAUUUUUCAGCGAUCGUUUCUAAAUAAGGGGGAUCUGUUAGCAUUUGAUUUUUGGGAUUCGAUUUUUAUAAUAAAAAUCGUAAAUUAUUUUUUUAUUAUUUAAAAAGUAAUUUUUCGUAUAGAAUUGUUUUUUUACAAUUAGUAAUUGUAAAAAUUUUAAAAUAUUUUAAUUUUACCAGACUCAAUUUUAAUAUAAUUUUUUUUCCCCCCCCAGGAAAUUAAUUCAAUUUUAAAUAAAUUAGAGAUUUUAAUUAUUGAAUUAAUUUUUUUUUUUUAAAUUAUAAAUAUUUUAAAUGUUUAUAAAUUCCCAUUCUAUCAAAUUGCAAAAGAAUCUCAUUCGUCCCCAAAUAUAUUAUAUAUUUUUUUUAAUUUACAAAAUUGUCCAAAAUAUUCUUAACCGAUCGCUUUUCGUUUUCUCGACCAAACUUGCAACGUCGCGUUACCAGUCAUGGAUUUAUUAUUAUGUUCUAACUGGAACGAGUAAAUAUUAAUUUGCGAGAAUCUACACUGUAGUUAUAUAAAAAUAAUACUAAAAACAAAAAAAAAAAAGGAAAAAAAAAAAUUCUUAUUAUAAAAUGCAAGAUAGAUUGAAAGGUUUAAUGGAAAUGUUCCCUUUAUCGAACGUAUAGCUUGUACACUUUAUUAUUGUACAAAAAAAAAAAAAAAAGAAA